Grosmannia clavigera kw1407 is the source of this 801-nucleotide messenger RNA. Its product is annotated as kinetochore protein spc25. Lineage: Eukaryota; Fungi; Ascomycota; Sordariomycetes; Ophiostomatales; Ophiostomataceae. The transcript is spliced from 2 exons. The coding region runs from base 1 to 801 and encodes 266 amino acids. Gene Ontology annotation, cellular component: Ndc80 complex. The record is from RefSeq and is a predicted model, not a curated record. Gene Ontology annotation, biological process: chromosome segregation.
AUGACGUCCCUCUUCGAGCCGUCGAUGUCGACGAGCCGACAAUCGAUGAUGGCCUCUACGAGCCGGCAGUCGAUGAUGGCGUCAGGCCCGUCGAUGGCAGAACAGCUCCCGAGCAUAGAGUUUGGAUUCGACAGUCUGCGCGAGCGCAUGGGCCGCUUCACCAUGAAGUUUGACGGCUUCAUUGAACAGGGACGGAAGCGGGUGCUCGAGGAGCGCAACGAAUUUCGCAUGAACAUGGCCGAAAUACAAGAGGACGAGCGGAUGCGGAAGCGCGACAUUGAGAUUCUGCAGCUCAAGUCCAACAGCCUGCAGCAGACGAUGGCCAAGGAGAAGCAGGAGAAGCAGGAGAUGGAGCGGUCGAUUGCCGACCUGGCCGCCCAGCGGGACCGUCAGGUGGCUGCGCGCGAUGCUCUCGCCCGCCGGGUCGCCGACACCCAGCGGGCCAUCGACGCCAAGCUGGCCGCACAGCAGGCACGCACCCGCCAGCGCGAGGCCCAGGCCCGCUUCAACGUGCCCGAGCUAGACUUCUGGGUCACGAACCUGUGCUUCAGCAUGGAAGGUGCCGGCAGCGACGACCGCCUGCGCUUCAUCUACACCCACCUCAACGACCAGGACUGGAUGCGCGAGGCCUGGUUCGAGCUCGACACGUCCGCCCGCGAUUACGCCGUCCGCCACUGCCGCCCCAAGCUCGAGCGCGACAAGGUCGACGCCCUGCUCGAGCGCGUCAACGAGUCGCGCGAGCUCGUCGUCUUGCUCAAGGGCAUGCGGGAGCUCUUUGUGGAGGCGAUGAAGUCUGGGUGA